CCACCGGACAUAAAACUUUAGAGCUCUGCCGUAAAGACCAAACAAAAAAAAAAUAUAUAUAUAUAUAAAAACAAUGGUUGAGUGUAGCAAUAACCUUGUCGGAAUCCUUAACUUCUUCACCUUCCUCCUCUCAGUCCCCAUCCUCUCCGCCGGAAUCUGGCUCGGCAAAAAUGCAGCCACCGAGUGUGAGCGGUUCCUCGACAAACCAAUCGUCGCUCUCGGAAUCUUCCUCAUGUUUGUCUCCAUCGCUGGUCUAGUCGGCGCUUGCUGCCGUGUCUCUUGCCUCCUAUGGCUUUACCUUUUCGCUAUGUUCCUUCUCAUACUCCUCGGGUUCUGUUUUACCAUCUUCGCCUUUGUCGUCACCAACCGCGGCGCCGGUGAGGUUUUGUCGGAUAGAGGGUAUAAGGAGUACCGUGUAGGUGAUUACUCUAACUGGCUCCAGAAGCGAGUUAGCAAUGCUAAGAAUUGGGACCGGAUCAUGAGCUGCUUGGUUUACUCCAACGUGUGUUCUACUUUCAGUAGUCGCUACGCCAGUGUCACCGUCAAUGAGUUUUACAAGACUAAUCUCAAUGCCCUUCAGUCUGGUUGCUGUAAGCCGUCCAAUGAUUGUAACUUCACCUAUGUGAGGCCGACUAAUUGGACAAAGACUACUGGUCCAUACACAAACGAGGACUGUAACGUUUGGGACAAUAAACCGGGGACUCUAUGCUACAACUGCCAAGCCUGCAAGGCCGGUUUGCUCGACAACCUCAGAAAUUCCUGGAAAAAAGUGGCUGAGGUGAACAUUGUCUUCCUUGUAUUCCUCAUUAUUGUCUACUCUGUUGGUUGUUGCGCCUUCCGGAACAAUAGGAAACGCAGAUGGCGUUAGAUCCUUAUGUGCUGUGAUAAAAAAGAAGCCCUCCAAACCAAGACCAAGAACAAAGAAGAUAUCUAAAAUAUGCAACAUAUUACUAAAUGAGUUACAACGGGACUUGCUUUGUGCUACUAUUUCUAGUUCUUUUGUGUGUGUGUAGUAGUAGCUUCUUCAUCUGUUAAUUAGUCGAAUUUUUCUUAUGUCUGUCCACCGAAAGUAUGUUUUCUUUCUAUUAUUUGAUGAAAUGAUAUAUCUUUGAACCAA
Molecule: messenger RNA, 1117 nt
Organism: Brassica oleracea var. oleracea
Lineage: Eukaryota; Viridiplantae; Streptophyta; Magnoliopsida; Brassicales; Brassicaceae
Product: tetraspanin-7-like
Exons: 2
Coding region: 74-868 (264 amino acids)
Biological process (GO): auxin-activated signaling pathway
Cellular component (GO): plasmodesma; plasma membrane
Source: RefSeq, a predicted model, not a curated record